This is a messenger RNA of Colletotrichum graminicola M1.001, 492 nucleotides long. RefSeq lists its product as uncharacterized. Gene Ontology annotation, biological process: endoplasmic reticulum to Golgi vesicle-mediated transport. The transcript is spliced from 2 exons. Lineage: Eukaryota; Fungi; Ascomycota; Sordariomycetes; Glomerellales; Glomerellaceae. The record is from RefSeq and is a predicted model, not a curated record. Gene Ontology annotation, cellular component: TRAPP complex; nucleus; cytoplasm. Bases 1 to 492 code for a protein of 163 amino acids.
AUGUCGUACUACUUCGCCAUUGUCGGCACGCAGGACAACCCCCUCUUCGAGUAUGAGUUCGGCACCUCCAAGCAGGGGGGCGAUGGCCAGUCGCGGUUCAACGAGCAGAUCCGCCAUCUGAACCAGUUCAUCUUGCAUAGCAGCUUGGACAUCGUCGAGGAGGUGCAGUGGGCGCAAGGACAGAUGUACCUUAAGCUCGUCGACAAGUUUUUCAAUAACUACGUCUCGUGCUUCGUCACGGCCGGCAACGUUAAGUUCCUCCUCCUGCAUCAGCCUUCGGCGCCGUCGAGCACGCCGUCGUCCCGGUCGUCAACCGCCAUCGGCGCCAACCCCACGAGUCCCGCGACGGAGGAGGCCAUUAAGAACUUCUUCCAGGAGGUGUAUGAGAACUGGGUCAAGGCUAUCAUGAGCCCUUUCUACAAGGUCAACAUGGAGGUCAAGAGCCCCGUGUUUCGGUCACGCGUGGCAGCGGCGGGUAGGAAAUACCUGUAG